This is a messenger RNA of Darwinula stevensoni, 303 nucleotides long. NCBI's taxonomy places the organism in Eukaryota, Metazoa, Arthropoda, Ostracoda, Podocopida, Darwinulidae. The record is from the annotation of a GenBank genome assembly.
AUGACACGGACGUACCAGGCGUUCACGGUGUUCGUGAUCGAUGUGCGGGAGGAGAAGCGGGCACUGUACCAGGAGUGCGCGAGGUUCUCGGGGACCUUUCUCUCUGACAAGGCGAUGUUCAGAUGUAACGGGGGGCUGGAGACGCCGUGGCAAAUCGUCUACAUCAGGGACGACCGGCAGACGCAGGAGCACCUGGGGCUCUGCGAGGUCCAGGUCUUCGCCACUCGAGGUCUGUUACCUUCCGGGGAAGGAAUGGUGGUAACGUUUUAUUUCUCGGAGCCGUUGCUGAAGCGAACGAUGUGA